This is a messenger RNA of Syzygium oleosum, 1938 nucleotides long. RefSeq lists its product as uncharacterized. The record is from RefSeq and is a predicted model, not a curated record. Lineage: Eukaryota; Viridiplantae; Streptophyta; Magnoliopsida; Myrtales; Myrtaceae. The transcript is spliced from 9 exons. The coding region runs from base 158 to 1687 and encodes 509 amino acids.
ACGGUGAAAGAUCCCCUCAUCCCAGUAGUUCAGGAGAUCAUUUCAGUUCGAAUUCACGAUCUUGAGAUUCUCGCACGCCUCAAAUCUGCUUCGCAAGAGUUCGAUUGCGGCGCGGUUUCGCUCGCAGAGCUUCGAGCUCGAGACCUUGUUUCGCGUGAUGGAAGACGACGAGAAAUCGCCGACCGAAGAGGAGACCAAGCAGCGGCAAGAAGCGUCGGCAGCGGAAGCUGCGAAAGCCGGCGGAGGAUGGGGCGGGUGGGGGUUCUCGCCGCUGUCGGUCUUGUCGGACCUCCAGAAGGCGGCGGAAGAGAUUUCGCGCAAUGCUGCUGAGGUUGCUAAAAAUGCUGCGAAGAGCAUGUCCGACAUUCAGAACGUUGAUGAGGGCUCGGAUUCUUCCAAGGAGGAAGAAGGGGCAGAUGAGUCUGCAGGAAUAGAGGAAAAGGAGGAUGAGAAUGACCAGCAGCGGAAAUCUGCAUUGGAUAAGCUGGAGAAUGCAAGUGAAGAAUCAUUGCUUGGUCAGGGACUGAAGGCUUUUGAUAGUUCUGUGGAGAAUUUGGCUUCAGGUGCAUGGCAAGCUUUGGGAAUUGCGUGGAAAGGGGGCACUACUCUAGUUCAUAAGCUCGAGCAUUCUGCUGCCAACUUAGCCGAAACCGUUCAGCAAGGUGGUCUACCAAAAACACCUGGUUCUGUUGCGCCAUCUUUGCUCGAGACUGGAAAAGCUUUUACUGCCAAGGGAAUUCAAGUGCUUGAAUAUGUUGGGAAGGAGACGAUGGAUCUACUCAUUAACGAGACUGGUAUUGAAGUUGAGAAGAAUUCCAAGGAAACCAACAAGUACACUGAGGAUGAUCAGUUGUUUGAGGAAGUCUCAUUUGAUCGCUGCUUCUACAUAUAUGGAGGUCCAGAACAGCUGGAGGAAUUGGAGGCACUAUCCAGUCACCAUGCUCUGUUAUUCAACCGAAGAAAAGCAAAGUUGCCUUCAGAACAGAAAUCUUUUUAUGAUGGAAAGCUCAAAGAAGUCCAGCAAAUAUUUAAUUUUAGUGAUGAAGUAGAUGGAGGUAAUACAGAGGCAGAUAAAGGAAAGAAAGUUGAGACUGUACCUGAAACAAAUGAUAACGAGAUGAAGAAUUUACAUGAUUCAAGUGUUAGCAAGGCUGCUGACAUGGCCGCAGGAUUUACGAAUGCCAUCUCUGGACUCUCAGCCGGUGAAAUGAUUCAAAGGACUGUGAGCAGACUGGAAGCUCUUCACUCUGAAGGGGUUCAUAGGCUCUCAGAGAUGUGCUGUUUUGCGGUGACUCAACUACUGAUGCUCGGUAAAUCAAUCAUAUCCAACACUAGCAGAGAUAAGAAUGAUGAUGACAUGGAUGUGAUGAACAUCGAAUGGCCUGAAGAUUCACUUGAAAAGGCCAAGAUUAUUAGGAUUAAGGCACAGUCAAUGACAGUCUAUGCAGAAGCAAUUUCUCGCAGUUUUAUUACCGGAAUUUCGGACGUAGCUGAAGCUUAUUCAGCAGCAAUAAAAGGGGCUACUGCAGAUUCACAUGGAGUUCCUCACGAGGCAUCGAUCCAGGAGAAAGCCAGUGCUUUCUCAGAGCAUCUCCGGGCUAAUCAGACUACAGCGGUUGGUAAAAUCCAGGACGGCCUGCAGUACUUGACAUAUGUGGUCAUCUCAUCCUCAAUGCCUGCUCCGUGAGGAACUUAUUCUCAGGUCUUCGUUCAGUUUUUAUGAAACCCAGACGCUUGUAAAUAGUUUAGUCCUAGACCCGAUUAUUGCUUAAAACUUUUUUUGCUGCUAUGCAUUUGUUUGAAUUUGGAAUUAUAGGAGCUUUUCUUUUUUAUCACCGAAGUUCCUAACAAUGUCAACUUGGUUGUGAAUGUCAACCGUUGGAAUUGUACACUACUAUGUGGAUGUUUUAACGAAGCAGAAUAAACCUCUUUAUUUGA